Molecule: messenger RNA, 729 nt
Organism: Penicillium cataractarum
Lineage: Eukaryota; Fungi; Ascomycota; Eurotiomycetes; Eurotiales; Aspergillaceae
Exons: 1
Coding region: 1-729 (242 amino acids)
Source: RefSeq, a predicted model, not a curated record
AUGGAAGCUGCAAUCAAGCAAGAUAUAAACCGGCGACUGCAAAUUCCACACAAAGUUGCACCACCUGAUUCGUCCGCUGGAGUAUCGCUCACCGGUAUAACUGAAUCCACCUCCGUUCCCGUUAUGUCUGGGGCAUUGGUCAAAUCUCGAACUUGCAAACGAUCAAUCCUGCAGGAGGACUGCACAUCUCGAAACUGUUACGGUGAACAAGUGGAUGAAUCUGAGUCGUUAUUUUCCUUCUCGGGAGCAUCCCACUCCAUUCCACAAGCAGAAACAUCCGAUCUCGACGACAAAAAUCAAAUUUCCUCCCACUGUGGCAUUUUUCUAAAGACUUCUUCACCUGUGGGCAAGCUUAUGAGUAUAGUCCUCCAUUUCGAGAGGGCAGACAAUUCAUUGAAGCAGGAAAUCGUUCGAGUUGCGGAAAUUCUUGACGCUGCUGAUCAGCAGCCUUCAUGGGAAAUGUUGAUUGAUAUUCUCAAAUUGCGGGGUCCUUGCCGUGUCAAUUUCGAUGUCGAAAAGGAUUUAUUGGUAGUCGAGAACCACAUUGCUAUUGGAGAUCGGCGGCAACUUUUAGCAUGCCUGCAAUACUUAUGUAACUUAGGUAAGGUCAAUGGGCACGGCUUGGUGUACGAUCGGAACACGAUUGAGCACGCUGGCAGUUCUUCGCUUGCUGGCGCGGCAGAACACAGGGCCGCUGAUAGCGGCGUGAGACUUCUCCGGACAUUGUAG